CUCCAUUUCCUUUUCCACUUGUUCCAAUACAACUCCCGCUGGAGACGAAUACUUAAUGGCUGCGACAAAGUUUGAACUCUUCCCGAAACUCCCGGGUGAGCUUCGCAACGAAAUAUGGGUCGCAGCUCUGCCUCAACCCCGCCUCGUGAGAAUCGAGGAGCAAAUCACUGAAGAAUUUGAGGAUGCCAAUUAUGACGAUGUCAUCCAGGUUGCAGAGAAGAGAUUAGCGGCGUUGGGCAAGAGUGCCUUUCACGAUCCUCCCAAGUCAUGUGCUAUCAUUCUUUCCGAGAUCUUGGGUUGCGAAUAUGAGCAAUUGCACCAACGCUUUCGACACAUCUGGAACAACAUGUCUCCGUACUCCUGGAGAUUUAUGAGGGCUCAGACGCAACUUGAAGACCAUGGAUUCCGUACCAAUAGAGUUCAACCAAGUUUGCCGCCUCUCUUUCUUCUAGAAGCAGGUGUCAAGGAAGCUAUAUUCCUCGCAACUCGCAGCAGUCGUUUGUGGAGUCAAUGUCCUAUCCCCGCUCUGCUCCAUACCUGUCGAGAAUCUCGCCAUGCUAUGGAAUUAUGUGGUUAUCAACUGGCAUUUGCAGCCAAGAAUUCCGAGCCACAAAUCUGGUUCAACUUCAAGCAUGAUGUACUCUAUCUCACGAGCGCUAGGUGGGAGAAUGGCAUAGAUGACGAGUACUUUGUCAAUGGUCCUUGGAACCUUCACCAAAUCUCAUCGACAGAUCUCGGUCGGGUUGAGAAAGCGGCUUUGGAGGAAGCCUGGGAACCAAACAUAGAUGACUUUCUGGAGGCUAUGUUUCUCUUUGGGAACCUCAAAGAACUGCUCUGGGUUACAUGUCAUGUAGUUGUCAGUUAUGAGUUGGAUAAAGAUAAAAAACGUUUGCGCCUAGAUGAUUGGGGGCACCAAGAGACUGAAGCAGAUCUUUGGGGCUAUCUUGAGUGUGAGAACAUAGACUUCAUCGAAGAUGAUGUUCUAGGGGAUAUGCGAGGUGGGAUGUGGGGUCACUACGCAUCGAUGCUACGCGCCUGGCGAAAACAAAAUUCAGGAAGCAGUGAAGGAUUCUUGACUUCUAAAAACGCCGAACUGGAAGAACUGCUUCAAGGGGGCAGAGAUAGUGGCUCGAAAACCUGGAAAAUACCAACAAUAAAACAUGCGUAUAUCGUCACAAAAAAUCAAGCAAGGGCCAUACUUGGGCGUCGGUAUUUUUUAGAACAGAAGCUUCAAGAUGCGGAAAGGUUGGAAGAUGAAGAAGGACCGCGACCACAAGAUAGGCUUCCACACAAGACAGCAAAUUACUGGGCACCAUUUGAUGAUGAAAAUGCCGUACUCGAGGAGUGGUACUAUCAAUAUUGGUAUUGACAUGAGUCAUAAGAUGGUCGCUCGAUACAAUUCAUGCUCCUAGAUUUCAAUCCAACGAACUUUGCUAUAUAGUAGCAUUAUCCUACUCUUGCUUGUCGUUCCUAAAUGGGCUCCAUCAAGCAAGACCUUAGACUCUGCUUGACGUGAAGAAAUCGGCUGUCAGAAUCUCCAUUGUAGGGCUGAUAUCCGAGCUCGACUCGGAUGGUAUUUCAUUGCAAUAGUCUUUAGUUCAUCUGAGUUCGUCGAGACUUAGUGGCACGUCAUGUAAGCAAC
Molecule: messenger RNA, 1642 nt
Organism: Mollisia scopiformis
Lineage: Eukaryota; Fungi; Ascomycota; Leotiomycetes; Helotiales; Mollisiaceae
Exons: 2
Coding region: 56-1369 (437 amino acids)
Source: RefSeq, a predicted model, not a curated record